AUGAGAAGUAAUGAAGCAGAGGCAUUCGAUACAGAAAGUGAGGAAAUGGAAACAUAUAAUGCGCCAGCACAAGAAGAAACUGUAAACCUAUCAGAAGAUGAACUAAAGCGGUAUGUGAAAUUUAGAAGAACGGGGUUUAACAAAGGAGGCAUCAGAAAGUUUGUAAGCCAAGUGCUUGACCAGACAUGCAAUCCAAACUUUUCAAUUGUGCUCAGCGGUAUUGCCAAAGUGUUUGUUGCUGAAAUGGUUGAGGAGGCAAAGGACGUGCAGGAAGAGUGGAAUGAUGGCGGAGAACUUCUUCCUUCGCACAUACACGAGGCAUACAGAAGGCUUUCAAAGAAGAUCCCAAAUAUGGAGUGA
Messenger RNA from Nematocida parisii ERTm1, 360 nucleotides. Its product is annotated as transcription initiation factor TFIID 28kda subunit. Gene Ontology annotation, biological process: transcription initiation at RNA polymerase II promoter; RNA polymerase II preinitiation complex assembly. Lineage: Eukaryota; Fungi; Microsporidia. Gene Ontology annotation, molecular function: transcription coactivator activity; protein heterodimerization activity. The coding region runs from base 1 to 360 and encodes 119 amino acids. The record is from RefSeq and is a predicted model, not a curated record. The transcript has a single exon. Gene Ontology annotation, cellular component: transcription factor TFIID complex; nucleus.